Histoplasma mississippiense is the source of this 1062-nucleotide messenger RNA. RefSeq lists its product with no specific name. The transcript has 2 exons. Bases 1 to 1062 code for a protein of 353 amino acids. The record is from RefSeq and is a predicted model, not a curated record. NCBI's taxonomy places the organism in Eukaryota, Fungi, Ascomycota, Eurotiomycetes, Onygenales, Ajellomycetaceae.
AUGCCUGCUCCGUUAGCUAAAGGCCUUGUGAUCACUGUUACCAUCCUCCUUGCCGCUGGUUAUGCGGUAUACGAAAACCCACAAGUGAAACAAUGGGUUCGAAAUUCCCGACGGAGGAUUGCAAUAGCCCUGCACAAUCUUGGGGAUGAGAUUAAUCCUCAAGAACGUUCCACCGACCGCAGGCCGGCGGAGGACAUAUCUAUGAGUGAAGAACUGAGCGACGAAGCUGAGGCUAGACGUCAGAAAGCCCGGUCUGAAAUCUCGCGACGAGCGUCGGUCCUUGAAGCAAGAAAAAAUAAGUCUGCUUCAGGUUCGGUUGGCAGCUUUGAUAAUCUUGUGGACAAAGACGGGCGGCUCAAAGCGCCAUCCAAGCAUUGUCAACAGCCAUUGCUCAAGGAGGGCGAGUCGCAAGCACAAGCCUCAGGUGUCCAAGUUACAAAUUCGGAUACAGUUCAUCUGCGGCCUGCAGUGUUCUCUGAUCUGUCCAAUUCGAUAUCCGAGAUGGCUCCUGGGAAGGCUUUGGCUGAAUAUCGCCAGACAUUACUUAAAGCUAUAGAUAGACCUCCCGACUCAGAGACUUCCUCUCACCAUCCUUCGGAGUCUUUAGUUGAUCUUACCCCGACCUCGGAAGCUCCAGGCAUGGACUUUGCUUGGUCCGCACACAGCGAGAUACAGGGCCACGGCCAGAGCCAGCAAGAAGACCCCACUUCACAAUCUAGCUAUUUCUCACUCGCCUCAUCACAGAAUACAGGGGAUGGCGAGCCGGACUUCUACUACGCCCGCCCCCCUCAACCUGAUCAAAAUAUCACAGCAAUGCAGCUUCCGCAAUACGAGAGCGAAAAUCCAUUCGUGGACCAGCAGGAAAGCCAUACUAUUCAAUCAGUCUCCUCAACGCCCUCAGUCGCGUCAAGCCUUAGUCAUAUCCAAAAUGAUCCCUUGGAGUCAAUGUCCGAUAGGACGCUGAGUGAUUUAGAAUCCAUCCAUGAUGAUAUACACACACCAGCGAGCUGGUCUGAAGUUGGCAGUGUGGUCAGUAGCAAUGACGGCAAUAAUCACCAGUGA